AUGUCGACUGGUACCCACCUUCCACGCGACACUUCUCAAGGCGCAGGCCGCGACAGUGGAAGAGGCAUCGCUGUGACGGCGCCUGUGGAGGCGCUGGAUAUCGAACAGGUUACAAUAAGCUCAACCUCCCACCGUCGGCAUGCCUCGUCGUCGUCGCCGCCCGAGGCUGAGCCCGAGGCUGGCUUUUUGAAAUCCGAACCAUCGCCGAUCAAUUUCAAUGCCAACAUUGAAGCCAAGUAUGUCAAUACACGCCCCACCCUCCUUCCACCCAACGUGCCCUCCAAGAACCCUCCCGCUGACCUGCACGCGCCAUCUAGAAUCAAGAACCCCCUCGUCGGUAUCCCCCGCCAGACUCUCCUUCGCGACGUCGACGAAUUCUGCCGCGCCAAGGGCCUCAAGGAGCACCGCGCCCUCUUCCGCAAGGGCGCUCUCAUCGCGCAAGACCCGACCGGCUACGAAGACAUCACCGGCGACGAGGCGCCGACACCGGCCGAGGUGGACGCGCUGCGAAACGAGGUGCUGCACAAGUGGCGCGUGCCGCGCAUGCUACUUCUCACCAUCGCCACAUGCUCCAUCGGCGCGGCCGUCCAGGGUUGGGACCAGACGGGCUCCAACGGCGCCAACCUACAGCUGCCCCGUGCCCUCGGCAUCGGUAGCGACUCAACCGCCGACCAGCUGCGUGUCGGCCUCGUCAACGCCGGGCCCUACAUCGGCACAGCUCUGGUCGGCUGCUGGCUGUCGGACCCGGUGAACUACUUCCUCGGCCGCCGGGGGUGCAUCUUCCUCGCCGCCAACUUCUGCCUCUGGCCCGUUCUCGCAAGCGCCUUUUGCCGCACCUGGCAGCAGCUCGUUGUCUGCCGCCUGCUGAUGGGCGUCGGAAUGGGCGCCAAAGCCUCCACCGUGCCCAUCUACGCGGCCGAGAUCGCGCCCGCGCCCAUCCGCGGUGCGCUCCUCGUCAGCUGGCAGCUCUGGACUGCCUUUGGAAUCUUCAUCGGCACCUGCGCCAACCUCGUCGGCGACCGUGUCGGCCGCGACGCCUGGCGCUAUCAGCUCGGUGCGGCGUUCAUCCCUGCCGUGCCCCUCGCCGUUCUCAUCUACAUGUGCCCGGAGUCGCCCCGUUGGUAUAUGAAAAAGAACCGCUACCCGGAUGCGUUCCGUUCAAUGCUCCUCCUCCGCAAAGACCCCGUCCAGGCAGCCCGUGACCUCUACUACAUUCACGCCCAGCUCCAGGCCGAGCACCUGUUCAUCGGCAGCACCCACUAUGUGAAGCGCUUCAUCGAGCUCUUUACGAUUCCCCGCGUGCGCCGCGCUACCCUGGCCGCGUCUACGACUAUGCUGGCUCAGCAGAUGUGCGGCAUCAACAUCAUUGCCUUUUACUCGUCAUCCGUCUUCGAGCACGCCGGCGCCUCCAGCUUCCAGGCCCUGCUCGCAACCUGGGGGUUUGGCCUCAUCAACUUCUUGUUCGCGUUUCCCAGCAUAUGGACCAUAGACACUUUUGGCCGGCGCUCACUGCUGCUCUUCACCUUUCCGCAGAUGUCGUGGACGCUACUCACCGCAGGCCUGUGCACGCUCAUCUCCGGUAACCGCGGUGCGCACCUGGGCGUCGUCGCCCUCUUUGUCUACCUCUUCGCCGCCUUUUACUCCCCGGGAUGCGGCCCCGUGCCAUACGCGUACUCAUCCGAGAUUUUCUCGCGCGGCCAUCGAGAAAUGGGCAUGGCGUUUGCCGUGGCGACGUGCCUGUUCUGGGCGGCGGUGCUGUCCAUUACGCUGCCGCUCAUGCUGCGGUCGCUCGGGGUCAUGGGCGUGUUCGGCUUCUACUCGGGGCUCAACGUGGUGGCGCUCAUCAUGAUCUUCCUCUGGGUGCCCGAGACGAAGCAGCGGACGCUCGAGGAGAUUGACUACAUCUUCGCGGUGCCGACGCGCGUCUUCAUGCGCUACCAGGUGACGCGGACGCUGCCCUGGUGGUUCCGGCGGUACCUGAUGCGUGACAAGAGCGCGAUCCUGGAGCCGCUGUUCCAGCUGGAACUCGAGGACCACCAUGCCGCCGACGGUGCGUUUGACAAUGACAAGGCAAGGGUGGAGUUGAAGGAGAUGGUGGGCUUUACGAAGGGCAUUGAUCCCCGGAACGGAGAAGUGUCUUCAGAGACGUCGGACAUUGUUCAUUGA
Messenger RNA from Cordyceps fumosorosea ARSEF 2679, 2166 nucleotides. Its product is annotated as Sugar/inositol transporter. Gene Ontology annotation, molecular function: myo-inositol:proton symporter activity. Gene Ontology annotation, biological process: transmembrane transport. The transcript has 2 exons. The record is from RefSeq and is a predicted model, not a curated record. NCBI's taxonomy places the organism in Eukaryota, Fungi, Ascomycota, Sordariomycetes, Hypocreales, Cordycipitaceae. Bases 1 to 2166 code for a protein of 721 amino acids. Gene Ontology annotation, cellular component: membrane.